AUGGGGUUUGCCGAAGCUUAUAUGCUUAAGGAUUUUGAAUGUCAAGAUUUGACUUCCUUCUUUCAGUUGUUUAUCAUGAAUCGCAAACAGCUGAAUAACGGCACUACGUGGUUUUCUCAGCUCUCGUCCGUUGUGUCUAAUCUGGCCCGAUCUACAAAUACUCUUUCCAAUGCUCUCCUCAAUGUUUCCGCGCACUACGACAUUAGCAACGAUAUGUUUGCAGCGUUCCUGUCCCCAGAUAUGACUUAUUCAUGCCCAAUCUGGGAUUGCAGUCAAUCAGACGACGAUGAGCCGUUGGAAUCUGCGCAGCUGCGGAAGCUCACCUACUUCAUUGAAGGUGCAAGAAUACAGCCUAGCGAUCAUGUUUUGGAAAUUGGCACUGGCUGGGGCUCAUUUGCCAUUGAAGCAGUGAAGAAAACUGGUUGCCGAGUGACAACCAUUACUCUGUCCACUGAGCAGAAAGCCAUGGCAGAGAAGAGAAUUGAAGAAGCUGGAUUGGGCGACAGGAUCGAGGUUAGACUCCAGGAUUAUCGAGAAUUACCAGUUCCAAUGGUGCCUUACGAUAAAAUCAUUUCUAUAGAGAUGUUGGAAGCUGUAGGGCAGGAUUAUCUCGCCAACUACUUCAACUGCGUACACCAAUUACUCAAGCCCAAUGGAGGCAUCGCCAUAAUUCAGUGUAUUACAAUGCCCGAAGGUCGCCAUGAAGCGUACUCAAAGUCUCAAGAUUUUAUCAACCAAUACAUUUUCCCCGGCGGCUACCUCCCAUCCAUUACCCAGGUCCUGAACCACAUCAGCUGUCAAUCUCAGGGAUCUCUCAUCAUUGAAAAGGUAGAUAAUAUUGGCGGCCAUUAUGCCAAAACGCUCCGACUUUGGAGAGAAAUCUUCUUGGGUAGAUUUGAGGAAACCAUUCGACCUGCGUUGCUCAGAGAACAUCCUGAUAUGACCAAGGAAGCCAUCCAAGUUUUCCGCAGGAAAUGGGAGUAUUAUUUCUCAUACUGCGAAGCCGGCUUUCUCACCAAAACGCUAGGUGAUGCUAUCAUCACAGUCGCGCGCGAGGGUUCAUCGGAAUUGAUGGACAGAAUUCCUUUGUAA
Molecule: messenger RNA, 1092 nt
Organism: Trichoderma gamsii
Lineage: Eukaryota; Fungi; Ascomycota; Sordariomycetes; Hypocreales; Hypocreaceae
Product: cyclopropane-fatty-acyl-phospholipid synthase
Exons: 4
Coding region: 1-1092 (363 amino acids)
Biological process (GO): lipid biosynthetic process
Source: RefSeq, a predicted model, not a curated record